Molecule: messenger RNA, 2532 nt
Organism: Cheilinus undulatus (humphead wrasse)
Lineage: Eukaryota; Metazoa; Chordata; Actinopteri; Labriformes; Labridae
Gene: ik
Product: IK cytokine
Exons: 20
Coding region: 145-1767 (540 amino acids)
Biological process (GO): mRNA splicing, via spliceosome
Cellular component (GO): nucleus
Source: RefSeq, a predicted model, not a curated record
UAGUUGUUAUUCAGAGCGGAGGUCCGCUGCUAAGCUAACAUCGUCAGCGCAGAUAAAACACAGAUUUUGGAGGUUUGUUUUGUUUAAGCGAGCUGAGAGCAGAGAGUUAGAAGCGGAGGAGAGGAAGAGGCAGACUUCGUCAACAUGCCUGAGACUGAGAGUUACUCCAACCCUUUGGCCCCUGAGGGCCACGAUGUGGACGACCACAGAGCCGCUGCUCAGUCCAAACUGACCAACGAUGACUUCAGGAAGCUGCUGAUGACACCGCGGGCAGCGCCCUCUUCGGCCCCGCCCUCCAAGUCCAGACACCAUGAAAUGCCAAGGGACUACAACGAGGAUGAGGAUCCCGCAGCCAGGAGGAGGAAGAAGAAGAGCUACUAUGCUAAGCUACGCCAGCAGGAGAUGGAGAGAGAGAGGGAGCUGGCAGAGAAAUACCGAGACAGAGCGAGAGAGCGACGAGACGGAGUCAACAAGGAUUAUGAAGAGACCGAGCUGAUUAGCACCACGGCAAACUACAGAGCCGUAGGACCCACAGCUGAGGCUGAUAAAUCUGCCGCAGAGAAGCGUCGUCAGCUGAUCCAGGAGUCCAAGUUCUUGGGUGGUGACAUGGAGCACACUCACUUGGUGAAAGGUCUGGACUUUGCCCUGCUGCAGAAGGUGCGAGCUGAAAUCACCAGUAAGGAGAAAGAAGAGGAAGACAUGAUGGAGAAAGUCCAGAAAGAAGCAAAGAAGGACGUGGAGCCAGAGGAGAAGAUCGAGUUUAAGACUCGUCUUGGCAGGAACAUUUACCGCGUGGUGUUCAGGACGGGGUUGGUGGAGAGGAACGAGCUCUUCCUGCCUGGCAGGAUGGCCUAUGUGGUCGACUUGGACGAUGAGUUCACUGACACGGACAUCCCUACCACUCUGAUCCGCAGCAAGGCCGACUGCCCCAGCAUGGAGGCUCAGACGACCCUCACCACCAACGACAUCGUGAUCUCUAAGCUGACUCAGAUCCUGUCGUACCUUCGCCAGGGAACACGGCACAAGAAGAUCAAGAAGAAGGACAAAGGUAAACUGGAUGAGAAGCGUGCUCCUGAGGCUGAUCUCAGCAUCUUUGACGACAUCGGGGACUACAUCGUGUCCACAAGCUCGUCGUCCAAACCAGCCAAAGACAAAGAUCGCCACAGAGAGAGAGACCGGGAGAGAGAGAGAGACCGAGAAGAGGAGGGCAAGAGCCGGAGACACAGCUACUUCGAGAAACCUCGAGGAGAAGAACACCAGGUCAUGGAGGUGGAUACAGGUCCUGGUUCAGUCAGGGAGCAGAUUAAAAUGAUCAAUGAGAAGUUUGCUGGAGCGGCAGGCAGCCAAUGGCAGAGCCAGGAACCGGGUUCUCAGAGGAGAGACGGGAAAGAACAGCUGGGAGAUUUCUUUGGAGGAUCCAACUCAUACGCCGAGUGUUACCCUGCCACGAUGGAUGACCUGGCUGUGGACAGUGAUGAGGAAGUGGACUACAGCAAGAUGGACCAGGGGAAUAAGAAAGGGCCGCUGGGCCGCUGGGACUUUGACACCCAGGAGGAGUACUCGGACUACAUGAACAACAAGGAGGCUCUGCCCAAGGCUGCCUUCCAGUACGGCAUCAAGAUGUCUGAGGGCAGAAAGACCCGACGCUUCAAAGAGACCAAUGAGAAGGCAGAACUGGACCGCCAGUGGAAGAAGAUCAGCGCGAUCAUCGAGAAGAGGAAGAAGAUGGAGGCUGAUGGUGUGGACGUGAAGAGGCCGAAAUAUUGAGUCUCCUUCAUCGAUGCGCCGCUGUUGAUCAGAUGAUUCCUUAUUGAUCUGUGAUCAUCCUUUAUUGAUGUGUUAUUACCAUGUAUUGGUCAGUGAGGUGAUGUUUUACAGAGUUAACAGGUCACAUCUAUGACUUUAAACAGAGUUAAACAAGUCUAAUCUUUACUGUUAUGUGAAUGAUGUAUUUAGUGAUGUGAUAAUCAGUCUUUCUGAUUAGUUAGUGAUGUUUUUUUCUCUAUAUAUGACUAAACACAUCAGCCAUUGCUCUUUGUUUGACUCAAAUAACCAGUUUGUAAUUAUUUGAAGGUGAAAUAUUCAGAAAAAAUCCUCUUUUUAGCAUCUGCUCACCAUUUUUUUUUUUUUGGUAUUCCGUGUGUCUGCUAUCCCACAAAAUGUAAUAUACAUUUGUCAGUUGUACAAUGGGAAAUACUGGGAAAUGUGCACCAGAAAGACUUAGGAUUUACAUUCUGGAGCUUCUUUUUCUUUACUUUUAAAUUGUUUUUAAAAUUAUUCAGGUUAAAUAAAUUUGAGUUUCUGCUGACAUAUUUCUGCCCAUAAUCUUCAGUCUUAUUUCUAGCCUAAGCACAGAGAGAGGCGUGUCUAAACUGCACAAAAACAACCAGGAGAAAAGUUGGAGGAUCUAGCCAGGAUCAAGGGCUUCGGCUCAAGUCUCAGAGAAAAUCCACCAUCUCGUUCUGUUUAAAUGAAUGUUUGAUUUUGUUUUUCAUCGUUAAUUAAGAGGUCAUUAAACAGGAAGUGUCUUUA